This is a messenger RNA of Quercus robur (English oak), 1591 nucleotides long. RefSeq names its product alpha/beta hydrolase domain-containing protein WAV2. Gene Ontology annotation, biological process: proteolysis. Gene Ontology annotation, cellular component: membrane. Gene Ontology annotation, molecular function: palmitoyl-(protein) hydrolase activity; serine-type peptidase activity. The record is from RefSeq and is a predicted model, not a curated record. The transcript is spliced from 8 exons. The coding region runs from base 235 to 1182 and encodes 315 amino acids. NCBI's taxonomy places the organism in Eukaryota, Viridiplantae, Streptophyta, Magnoliopsida, Fagales, Fagaceae.
UUCAGCACGAGAAUCUUAAAAAUAAAAAUCCUAGAAUUUCUAAACGUUCUCCCAAAAUUCCCAUUCCCAACGAAAGAAUCAAAAGAAAAUUCCACUCGUUUUUCUCCACUUCCAACACUGUGAGACAGAAAGAGACAGAGAGACUUAUUAUAGACUUUCGAAAGAUAGAAAAUUAGAAAGCGAGGUCAGGUGGAAGACCAGAGCGGAGAGAAAGGAAAGGAAAGGAGAGAAGAAAUGGUCACGUACGUGAAUGCCUUGCUGUACGGAGUGGGCGGAAUAGUGGUGGCCGGGAUGGCAUUGCUGGUGGCGUUUCAGGAAAAGCUAGUCUACGUGCCGGUGCUACCUGGUCUCACGAAGUCCUACCAGAUCACGCCGGCUCGCCUCCGCCUCACCUACGAGGACGUCUUUCUCCACGCCUCCGACGGCGUCCGCCUCCAUUCCUGGUUCAUCAAGCUCUUCCCCGACUGCCGAGGUCCAACCAUUUUAUUCUUCCAAGAAAAUGCGGGAAAUAUUGCCCAUCGUCUCGAAAUGGUCCGCAUAAUGAUACAGAGGUUGAAUUGCAACGUUUUUAUGCUUUCAUACCGAGGUUAUGGAGCUAGUGAUGGAUAUCCUUCCCAGCAUGGAAUCACAAGGGAUGCUCAGGCUGCAUUGGAUCAUCUUUCUCAGAGGACUGACAUUGACACAUCUAGAAUUAUUGUUUUUGGAAGGUCACUUGGGGGUGCAGUUGGAGCUGUGCUUACCAAAAACAAUCCUGACAAGGUUGCUGCAAUAAUACUGGAGAACACUUUCACGUCUAUUCUUGACAUGGCUGGAGUUUUAUUGCCCUUCCUGAAGUGGUUCAUUGGAAAAAAUUCAAAAGGUCCUAAAAUUCUUAAUUUUCUCGUACGAUCUCCAUGGAGUACAAUUGACGUCGUUGGCCAGAUUAAGCAGCCAAUCCUUUUUCUUUCUGGAUUGCAAGAUGAGAUGGUUCCCCCAGUCCACAUGCAGAUGCUGUAUGCUAAAGCAGCUGCUCAUAACAGGCGAUGCCUCUUUGUGGAUUUUCCUAGUGGAAUGCAUAUGGAUACUUGGCUAGCUGGUGGUGAUCAUUACUGGAGAACAAUUCAGCAAUUCCUUGAACAAUAUGUUCCAGAGAAAAAGGAAAAUGGAUCAUCUGGCAAUAACAAUGAUUCUAAGGCGAGCUGAUUGGUUGACAUGCUGACUUUUGAGAUGUUAUCGAUUGGUUCACCCAAGGAUUCAAAAUAUUUCUACAUUUUUUUUUUGAAGUUGCAGCAAUUGAUAGCUUUCUGUGAGGACUAGCUGCUGCCAAGACCUGCUGCAACCACCCAGGUGUUCCUCGAGGAGAUUUUUUUGUAGGUUUUAAGAACUUAAGAAGAGGUAGAAGAAAUGUGAAUGCCCUUUGGUAUACUGUGCGACUUUGACAUAAACAUUAAAUACCUAAUUAGUACUGACUGAUUCUCAUUGUAUGAGAAAUAAGAAGUUGCUGUCAGUGCAAAUAUAUAUCCUGAGUUGAUGUGCUAGACUGUUGUAUUCUAGACUGUUAUAUCUCUUGUUCUAUGAUAUACUCAUAUUGCUCUGGCAAUUGUCAGUUUGA